This is a messenger RNA of Geosmithia morbida, 828 nucleotides long. RefSeq names its product diacylglycerol diphosphate phosphatase / phosphatidate phosphatase. The transcript has 3 exons. Gene Ontology annotation, molecular function: phosphatidate phosphatase activity. NCBI's taxonomy places the organism in Eukaryota, Fungi, Ascomycota, Sordariomycetes, Hypocreales, Bionectriaceae. The record is from RefSeq and is a predicted model, not a curated record. Gene Ontology annotation, biological process: phospholipid metabolic process. The coding region runs from base 1 to 828 and encodes 275 amino acids.
AUGUCCCUGGUCGGACGACUUUGGAAGGUUCUAACGCAAGUUAAGACGAUAUCUUUUGUCACGCCGUUCCACCGGUACUUCUUCAUUAACGAUACGGCUAUCUCGUACCCCUUUGCCGAGCACGAGCGCGUGCCCGUUUUCAUGAACAUUGUCUACGCCUUCUUCAUCCCCAUCGGCUUCCUGGUUGCCGUCAACAUCGCCUGGGGAUCUAGCGGCCUCAAACAUGAGGCCACGUACCUCCCUCUCGCCAUCUCCGUCACCCUGACUGCUUUCCUGACGGACAUCAUUAAGAACGCUGUUGGUCGUCCCCGUCCCGACUUGCUGGCCCGUUGCAACCCAGCAGGUGACCUCCCCAUUGGCUCACCGCUCGACAUCUCUGCCUGCACCACCCCCCACGACAGCCACAGGCUUCAGGAUGGCUGGCGCUCCUUCCCCUCGGGCCACUCGUCCUUCUCCUUUGCUGGUCUGGGAUUUACCUCUCUCUACCUGGCUGGUCAGCUAGGCGUCUUCCGUCCCGGCGCUCGCGAUCUAGGCCGUGCCCUGUUCUGCUUCAUCCCUCUCGUUGGCGCCAUGCUCAUCGCCAUCUCUCGCUGCGCGGAUUACCGCCACGAUGUGUACGAUGUGUGCUUUGGCUCUGCCCUCGGAUACGCUGUCGCCUACUGGAGCUACCGUCGCCACUGGCCCCGUCUGUCCAGCCAGCGCAGCCAUGAGCCUUACCCGCCCCCCGGAAAAGAGUUCAUCGAGGACGAAGAUACGGUCAGAUGGCAACGUGUCCGCGAUGAGGAGGAGCCUUACCCCCAUGUAGGAAACGAACUGGAUAUCAUAUAG